GUUAUCCGUGCGCUUAGGUUGCAGUGUCAAUGUCGAUUCUCCUCUCCUUCCGUUCAGUCGGCGUUCACCUUCUCCGACAAGCUACGCCGAUCAUAACUCGAGGCCGAAGAAUCUCAAGACCCGUCCCCAAAAAUCUCUGCUUUCUCUUAUUUUCUUCGUCUCCUAAAACCCCUCUUUUUAAACCUCUCGCUGCGUCAUCAGAUGACAAUUCUAUUGUGUUCAAAGGCGAUGAGCGUGUGGUGGGUCUUCUGGGCAAAGUCGACGAUACAGUCAAUAACGUUGAUCGGUUUCAGAGCGCAAGUACAAUUGUGGCAAUCGUAACUCCGAUCGGUGGGCCACCUGGUGCGGUGGGAAUCGUUCGGUUGUCAGGUCCUAAUGCUGUGGAAGUUGCAAGAAGGGUCUUUCGUUCUGCUAAGAAAAGCAGGAAGAAGGACUCGGUUUCGGAUUCAUGGCGGCCCACGAGUCAUUUCGUGGAAUAUGGAGUUGUUGUCGAUUCAAAUGGCAAUGUUGUUGACGAGGUUUUAGCUGUGCCUAUGUUGGCUCCUCGGUCAUACACUCGAGAAGAUGUAGUUGAACUCCAAUGUCAUGGGAGCGAAGUUUGUCUGCGGCGUGUUCUGAGGACAUGUGUUGAAGCUGGAGCACGAUUAGCAGAACCAGGAGAGUUUACACUUCGUGCCUUUCUAAAUGGGCGGUUAGACCUAUCGCAAGCUGAAAAUGUUGAGAAACUGAUUUCGGCCAAGUCUUCUGCUGCUGCAGAUGCUGCUUUGGAAGGGAUUCAGGGAGGGUUUUCAUCUUUGGUGAAAUCAUUAAGAGAUCGGUGCAUUGAACUCCUCACUGAAAUUGAAGCUCGUUUAGACUUUGAGGACGAAAUGCCGCCGUUGGAUAUGGACUUAGUAAUUAACAAAAUAAACAGCAUGUCUGAAGACGUAGAAGGUGCGUUAGAUACAGCAAACUAUGACAAGAUUCUUCAAAGCGGGUUGCAGAUAGCUAUUGUUGGGCGUCCGAAUGUGGGGAAAUCAAGUCUUCUAAAUGCCUGGAGCAAAAGUGAGAGAGCAAUUGUUACAGAAGUUGCGGGAACUACUCGAGACGUUGUGGAAGCUAAUAUUACAGUCCGUGGUGUGCCUAUCACACUUCUUGACACUGCUGGUAUCAGAGAAACCAAUGACAUUGUCGAAAAAAUAGGUGUUGAAAGAUCAGAGACAGCUGCAAAGGUUGCUGAUGUAAUAAUCAUGGCGGUGAGUGCUGUAGAAGGCUGGACUGAAGAAGACACUGAGCUGCUACAUAAGAUUCAAUCUGAUAAGCCAAUGAUACUGGUGAUGAACAAAAUAGAUUGUGCUCCAGCUGAUUGUAGUGAUAAACUAGUAGAAGAAGAAGAGAGAAAAAAGGAAAAAGUAUUCCAUAAGUCUGUGUUCACAUCUGCAGUAACUGGUCAAGGGAUUGAAGAGGUAGAAGAUGCAAUAUUGGAGAUUCUUGGCCUUGAUCGUGUCCCCACAGGAGGACACCAAUGGACCGUGAAUCAGAGACAAUGCGAGCAACUGGUGAGGACGAAAGAAGCGCUAGUGAGGCUGAGAGAAGCGAUAGAGGAGGAUGAGCAUCUUCCGAUAGAUUUCUGGACGAUAGAGCUGAGAGAAGCUGCUAUGGCUCUUGCUCAGAUCAGUGGAGAAGAUGUAUCUGAAGAGGUCUUAUCCUCCAUUUUUGCUAAAUUUUGUAUCGGUAAAUAAUUUAUUUAAAUCGUUUCUAACUUAUAAACAAAUCAAAAGUUAUGCUUAUAGUUUAGAUUUAAAAUUACU
Molecule: messenger RNA, 1790 nt
Organism: Capsella rubella
Lineage: Eukaryota; Viridiplantae; Streptophyta; Magnoliopsida; Brassicales; Brassicaceae
Product: tRNA modification GTPase MnmE
Exons: 10
Coding region: 30-1721 (563 amino acids)
Biological process (GO): tRNA methylation; tRNA wobble uridine modification
Cellular component (GO): cytosol; cytoplasm
Molecular function (GO): protein binding; GTPase activity; GTP binding
Source: RefSeq, a predicted model, not a curated record